Messenger RNA from Trichoderma harzianum CBS 226.95, 1580 nucleotides. RefSeq lists its product as hypothetical. The transcript has a single exon. The record is from RefSeq and is a predicted model, not a curated record. Gene Ontology annotation, molecular function: RNA polymerase II cis-regulatory region sequence-specific DNA binding; DNA-binding transcription factor activity, RNA polymerase II-specific. Gene Ontology annotation, biological process: regulation of transcription by RNA polymerase II. The coding region runs from base 411 to 1190 and encodes 259 amino acids. Lineage: Eukaryota; Fungi; Ascomycota; Sordariomycetes; Hypocreales; Hypocreaceae. Gene Ontology annotation, cellular component: nucleus.
GGAAAGACGAUACAGCUGUUAUUCAAUUCCCCAUCCAAGAUCUCCAAACCAAUAUAUAAGCAUCGCCACUUACAGCUCGUCUUGGACGGCCCUCCCCCCAUUCUUGCCACACCAUUCAUUAUUUCUGUCACGCAGGUUACAAGUUACAUAUCUUAGUACACAUCAAUUCGAACAAACCAUUACCAGUACGCUGCACACUCUCAUUUCUUUCCAAGCUUUUUGCUCUUUGGAUCCUACGUGUGCACGCGUGUAUAUCUGCUUGCUCAGUGUAAUAACACUACCUACUAAUUCAAGGCCAACCAACGUACUCCUUGAAAGAGAGUCGAUCCAACGGCGUCUUACCAGCCGGAUCUGGACCACACUCUUUUGGACUAACACGUCUACACAACCACAUGAACUCCAAAUCUACCAUGGCGGCAACACUCAUCGAUCCGCAGCUCGAGCUGAUGGAUCAGGGCAUCGCCAUCGAAGGCAUGCAAUGCCAAUAUCCCCUUCCUACCUCGGCUUUUGAACCGUGGGGUUCCAUGUUCGAAUCAAUGGGCGAAUUCCCACGGUCCGCACAAGAGGAGGGCAUGAUGGACUCGGACUUGCACAGCGACGAAUCGUCUUCCGUGUCCUUGUCCCUGUCGCGCUCCCUCGGGGCCGAUCAGGACUUGCUAUUCCCAUUGUCCCCGCCGGAGGGCAUUGCCAAUGUGGACGAGUCGCCCGGAAAUACCUCCAUCUCCGCGGGACUCUCCGAGGCUGGCACCAACGCAGACAAGAAGACAUCGACGGCCACCAAGGCCAAAAGGACACGCCGGCGCCGCAGCGAGGUGGAAAAGAAGGAACAGAUUAAGCAGCGGAACAGGGUGGCGGCUUCAAAGUGCCGGCAGAAGAAGAAGGAAAAGGUGGAUGAGCUCAAGGAGAUCAAGUCGAGCCUCGAGGCGCGCAACAAAGACCUCCUCAUGGAGUACCGGCGUCUUCGCCAGGAGGUUGGCCAGGUCAAGAGCCACCUGAUACACCACACCGAGUGCAACGAUCCCAACAUUGACAGCUGGGUCGAGAACGAGGCCAAGGGCUACGUGCAGAAGCUGCUACACAACGACAACGAGCAGCGCAUAGGGAGCAUCGGCAGCGCCGACGGUUUUGCCGGCGCGAUGCACAUGCGCUCCGUCCCUGGGGCUGGAGAUCCGUACAUGGGGUUGGGUUGAAGCUGAUAACGAUACUCUUCGCUGCCUGCUUCAAUCUCGCACCUCUUGUUAGACGAUCUAACGGGCUUUCCUAUUAUCUCCCCCUCCUUCCUUUUCUCUAUACGAUGGCGAAUCUCUUAACGGCAUAUAUAAAUCGACGGGGAGUUAAAAAGGACAUUUGCAUUUUCUCCCCAUUAAUGCCUUUUUUUUCAUGUUAAUUUUUUUUUCUUUUUUUUUUUAAUAUCAUUUUCUCAUGAAAUCACAAAGGAUACCCAACGCUUCUUUAUCCCUUCUAUUGAUGGAAAAGUCGAGAAGGAGAAGCACUCAAAAAGGCCGGGAUGGCGGCUUCAUAAGCAUAUAAGAUGAUAACACGGAACCGUUCUUGGAAACCGUUCUCAUGAGGACGUGUUU